ACUCUGAGUGCAGCAUCAUGAAGGUAGCGGCAAUUUUGUCAAUCCUCAGUGCCUCGUUGGCACUUUCAUCAGCUGGUAACGUUGUGUGCUACUUCACCAGUUGGACCAUCUACCGAGAAGGCGAUGGAACUUUUGCCGCUAAAGAUGUAGAUCCAACUCUGUGCACACACAUUCUUUACGCAUUCGUUGGCUUGAAUGAAGAUGGUACUAUCAAUAUUUUGGAUGACUGGGAAAUAACCGGAUUGGAGGAGCUUGCGCAUCUGGUCAGUCUGAAGGAACAAAAUCCAGAUCUGAAAAUACUUCUGAGUAUGGGAGGAUGGAACGAAGGAUCGACCACGUAUUCAGAAGUUGCUGGAGAUGAAACCAAGAGAGCGACUCUUGUUGCAGACGUCAUUAGUUUUCUGGAUGAAAAUCAAUUUGAUGGUUUUGAUCUCGAUUGGGAGUAUCCUGGUCAACGAGAUGGCGAUGAGUGGAAUGACCCUCCAAACUUUAUUCAACUACUGGGUGAAUUAAAAACAGCUCUUAAUGCUAAAGGCUACAUUCUCUCAGCUGCUGUAUCUGGUGGUGUUGGCUCCAUUGAUACGUCGUACCCUGAUGGACAAGCUGUUUCAGACGUUUUGGAUAUGAUCAACGUUAUGACUUACGACUAUCACGGUGAUUGGGAAUCUUGGGUCGGUCACAACGCUCCCUUAUACGCAUCUCAUUUGGAUGAAGACGACAAUGCACUUCUCAAUGUCGCUGCUGGCAUCCAACACUGGAUUGACAACGGUGCCGAUCCCAAAAAAAUUAAUAUCGGUAUUGGUACCUACGGACGUACUUUCACCUUGGCGGAUCCUUCCAAUACUGAACUAUACGCACCCGUUUAUGGUACUGGAGAACAAGGCCCCUACACUGAAGAAGCAGGAAUGUUGGGUUACAACGAGAUUUGUGCUCUGUACAGUGACUGGGAAGAAACCUGGGACGAUGAACAAAAGGUACCCCACAAAGUAAAUGGAGACCAGUGGGUUGGCUAUGAUAAUGUGGAAUCUGUGAAACUAAAGAUCGACUUUGCUAACGAAAAGGGUUUGGGAGGUGCUAUGGUCUGGUCUUUGGAUACCGAUGAUUUUAAGGGCAUCUGUGGAGAAAAAUAUCCUCUUUUGAAAGCAAUUAAUGAAAAUUUGAACUGAUUUAUAAUAAUUUGUAACUACGGUGAAUAAACGAGUCUUAAUAUAAAA
Molecule: messenger RNA, 1214 nt
Organism: Zophobas morio
Lineage: Eukaryota; Metazoa; Arthropoda; Insecta; Coleoptera; Tenebrionidae
Product: chitotriosidase-1-like
Exons: 7
Coding region: 18-1166 (382 amino acids)
Biological process (GO): chitin catabolic process; carbohydrate metabolic process
Cellular component (GO): extracellular region
Molecular function (GO): chitinase activity; chitin binding
Source: RefSeq, a predicted model, not a curated record